Molecule: messenger RNA, 13837 nt
Organism: Bemisia tabaci
Lineage: Eukaryota; Metazoa; Arthropoda; Insecta; Hemiptera; Aleyrodidae
Gene: Plc21C
Product: Phospholipase C at 21C
Biological process (GO): phosphatidylinositol metabolic process; phosphatidylinositol-mediated signaling; G protein-coupled receptor signaling pathway
Cellular component (GO): cytoplasm
Molecular function (GO): calcium ion binding; phosphatidylinositol-4,5-bisphosphate phospholipase C activity
Source: RefSeq, a predicted model, not a curated record
GUAGUUCAUUCUCCGAUUCUCGAGCUGCCCGCUCGCCUGAACCCAGAUUUGAGUAUGCAAUGCCACCCAUCCCGUGGAGGUGUCCCUACCUUUCCGUGCGAUUUUUACCUCGCGAAUUGUUAUUGUUUCAUUUUCAUGUGUAUCACAGCUUUGUAAAAUAAAUCGGUGUGUUUUUUUUCCAUUCCUCGCGACCGUUCCGAAAUGGGUGUGUGAGCACGGUGGGCUCGCGUUGAUGAGGUGCCCAGGGUGUAUUUAUUGAUAACCUAAAAUUUUUUUGGGUCUUUCGCGAGCAAGUUCGGUCUAGUUUCCUUCGCCUUCGCAUCCGUGCCUGGCUCGUGAAAAUAAUGAAGUGCUUUUUGUUCAAGUAGUGCGAUGUGAUAAUCACUCAGUGAGCUCGCAAAAUGUCUGCAUCCAAAGUAACGAAUGCAGUUUCUUUCAAACCUGUUGAGGUCCCAGAGGCCCUUCAAGAGGGUGAUAAGUUUAUCAAGUGGGAUGAGGAUAGUGGCUCAGGGAUACCGGUCACCUUACGCGUGGACAAGUAUGGGUUCUUCUUAUAUUGGACUGAUCAAAAUAAGGAUGUGGACCUUCUUGAUAUUUCCUCCGUGAGGGAUGUGAGGACUGGGAAAUUUGCCAAAAUACCAAAGGAUUCCAAACUCCGGAAUGUAGUAGCAAUGGGCGCUCAAGACACUUUGGAGGAAAAAACCUUGACUCUGUGCUGCGGUUCGGAUUUUGUGAACCUCAAUUUCAUCAAUUUCUGUUGCAACAAAAAAGAAACUGCUCAGUUAUGGACAGACGAACUCCUGAAAAUAGCGUUCAACCUGGCACUCCUCAACAGUUCUGCCAUUAUGUUCCUACGAAAAUCGCACGUUAAACUCACCUUAAUGCUUGAUAAAGCCGGAAAAAUACCUGUGAAAAACAUUAUCAAAAUAUUUGCUCAAAAUAAAGAAGAUCGUAAACGGGUGGAGAAAGCCCUGGACGCAAGCGGGAUUCCCUCUGGCAAGAAUGAUACAGUCAGCGUACAGAAAUUUCAGUUUGAAGACUUUUUCAACUUCUACAAAAAUCUAACGCAACGCACAGAGGUGGAAAAAAUCUUUGAGGAACUUUGCGGUAAUUCAAAGCGGAAGCUGAUGUCUGCUGCCCAACUUGUAGAAUUUCUGAAUCAUACUCAACGAGAUCCUCGCCUGAAUGAAAUUCUGUAUCCGUACGCGGACACAGAGCGAGCAAAAGAUCUUAUUGCUGAAUACGAAACAAACAAAUACAAUGCUCAAAGAGCGCAGUUCUCAUGUGAUGGAUUUUUACGGUAUUUAAUGAGUGCAGACAAUCCAAUAAUGUCAGAAAACAAGCUUCAGUUGACAGAUGAUAUGGAUCAACCUUUAGCCCACUAUUUUAUUAACAGCUCUCACAACACGUAUUUGACUGGUCAUCAACUGACUGGUAAAUCAUCCGUUGAAAUAUAUCGACAGUGUCUACUAGCUGGUUGUCGGUGUGUGGAGUUGGAUUUUUGGAAUGGCCGUACUGAUGAACCUGUGAUAGUGCACGGGUAUACAUUUGUUCCUGAGAUAUCUGCAAAAGAGGUUAUUGAAGCCAUUGCGGAUUCAGCAUUUAAGACGUCUGAGUACCCUGUGAUCCUGUCAUUUGAAAAUCAUUGCAAUCCACGCCAACAAGCAAAAAUAGCGCAAUACUGUAGAGAUUAUUUUCAAGAUAUGCUCCUUGAAGCUCCACUUGACUCGCAUAAGCUUGAGCCUGGAGUCCACCUUCCGCCACCGUCGCUUCUCAAGCGUAAAAUAAUCAUCAAGAACAAAAAGAAGCAUCACCAUCAUCACUCUCAUCAUCACAAGAAACAAGCAGAGAACCCCGAUAAUGCAAUGAACAAUGGUGACAUCACAGCAACUUUAUCUUCAACUCACCAAGACAGUCAGGAUUCCCAGCAAGGGCCUGUUGAUGAUGAAGAAGAUGAUGAGGAAAGCAGUAGUGGAGAUGAUGAAGAGGAUCUAAGUGAAGUAGCCUCAACUGAGAAACCAGCUGCUGCUGAAAAAAUUUCAGGAUCCAAAGAAACACAAGCAGGAGCUGAAAUUUCUGCUCUAGUCAACUAUAUCCAACCAGUUCAUUUUACAUCAUUUGAAAACUCAGAAAAAAAAAAUAGGAAUUAUGAAAUGUCAUCUUUUGAUGAAAAGCAAGCAACAACAUUGCUGAAAGAAAGACCAAUAGAAUUUGUCAACUACAACAAACAUCAACUAAGCAGAGUUUACCCUGCCGGAACAAGAUUCGACUCGUCCAAUUUCAUGCCGCAAGUGUUUUGGAAUGCUGGUUGUCAGCUAGUCGCUCUCAACUUCCAGACGUUAGACCUUGCAAUGCAGCUGAAUCUAGGAAUUUUUGAUUACAAUCAAAGAUGCGGUUACCUUUUGAAACCUGAGUUCAUGAGAAGGAGGGAUCGAAGGUUUGAUCCAUUCGCAGAAUCCACAGUAGAUGGCAUAAUAGCUGGAACAGUUUCUGUUCAUAUUUUGUCAGCUCAAUUUUUAACAGACAAACGUGUUGGUACAUACGUAGAAGUUGACAUGUAUGGCCUUCCAGCUGACACAGUUCGUAAAAAAUUCCGUACAAAAAUCAUUCCAAACAAUGGUAUCAAUCCAAUUUAUGAUGAAGAACCCUUCGUCUUUAAAAAGGUUGUGCUACCAGACUUGGCAUCAAUACGAAUUGCAGCAUAUGAAGAAUCUGGCAAAUUCAUUGGUCACAGAGUCUUACCUGUUGUAGGACUGUGUCCUGGCUACCGCCACGUUUCCUUACGCAAUGAAGCUGGUCAACCCUUAGGCAUGCCUACUGUUCUCGUCCACAUCGUAGUUAAAGAUUAUGUUCCACAUGGACUUUCUGAUUUUGCAGAAGCACUGGCUAACCCUAUCAAAUUCCAGUCGCAGUUGGAGAAACGAGCUAAACAACUGGCUGUGCUCACUGAUGAUCUCACAGAAUCCACCAUGACAUCAAAUAGUAGCGGGUCUCCCUCUGCCAACCGCCAGGCGAGUGGAGAUGAAAGCAGUUUAUCAAAACAACAGCGAUCCAAGCUCCAAAAUUCAUGCCCUGAUCUCUCUCUACCAAUCGUCGUUCCCACUUUGCAGAGGAAAUCAAUCGCUCCCUCGAUGCUCAUAUCCUCAUCUGAACAAGCAAGUGUUACAGAUGAAGAAUCUACCAACAGUUCAACGGCUCCUAUGGAGUUGCCUGCAGCUCACCUGCUUCCGAAUAAAACCUCCCCUAAAUUUACUGCACAGCAAUGUUCUUCUUCAAGUUCGUUUUCCGAAGAACUGGUUGCUGAACCUCUGGAAAAAUUGAUGGAGUACAAGCCUGUUCGAGAAAAAAGACUGGAACUUGAGAAAAAAUUGGAGAGUUUAAGGAAGAAACAUGAAAAGGAGAGAAACAGACUCACAGGAGAUCCGGAGAAGACGAAAAGUAAAUUUCAUAUGGGCAAUAGGCUAGUCAAAAGGUUAUCAAAUAAGAAUAUCAUUCCACUAACUGCUGAGCAUGCUCAAAGCGUUGUUGAGGCUCAUGCCGAGACCUCAGAAACUGAAGUAGAAAAUACAAGAUUGCCAAGAAGUCAAUCAGAGCGGCUUUUAUCAAUUACAAAAGACCACGUAAAUCAAGAAAGGGAACUGGAAGAAAAGUACCACAACUUGAUUUUCGCAGCGCUGGAAAAAUCAAUGCGUUCAAGCCAAGCUAGUCAACUGAAAUUCCUAGGAACGAUGCUCGAGAAAGAAACGGAAGAUGUCAUGAGGAAGUUACAGUCAGUGCGCCGAGACGAAGUGAAACAGUUAUCGAAAGUCCAUCGUGACAAGGAUGAAAUGAUACGCAUCAAAAGAGAAGUUGCAAGUGCUGUUGUCGAAAAAGGUGUUUCAGAAAGAGUUCGUUUAUCUCAGCUUUAUGAGAAACGAAGAGAAGACCUCGAAAAACAACAUCAGCUAGUGAGACUGAGUUUUGAAGAAGAAAAAACCAAGGCAAAGAAUGCCUUACUCCAAGAAUACCAAAGUAAAUUAUCUCGGUUCGAAGAAGAAUCAAGUGGGUUGUAAUGGAUAUUUUUGUUUAGACAACAUUCCCUUCGCAUUAUUCCUUAGCUAUUUAUUCUAUACCAAAGAAUUUCCUGUGAAUAAAUGAAUUCAUCUAGAGCAAUGACUCUUUGAUUUACCUCUACAAAUAGAGAAUAGUUAAUCUGCUUAUAAUUUCUGAAAGGAACAAGUUUUGUCCAGGACCAGCCUCAUGAUUGUCUCUUCUUGUCUGAUGAUGUAUUUUAUCUAUUGUAUUUUUUAGUUAAUUUUGAUGAAAACUGUGAUCAAAUUUAAUAAUAGCGCAACAAUAUCACAACUUAUUGCUGAAAUUAUCAAGCAGUCUAGAAUGGUUUGUUGUAUGUAUGAUAAAUUACCACAAAAAAAUUCGAUUGCAACAAGAUUUCCUCAAAGAAUAUGAAAGAAAAUAUGUUCAUCUUGCGUCUAAGGAUUGAGCGCAAAAUAGUUAAAGGGUGAUAGUGAAUGUUUGAAUGCUUCUUUUCUGCUACGUGCUAAUAUUUUUUUGUUUCCUUUUCUGCAGUUCUGUAAAUAAAUUUUGCAUACAGAAUAAAAAGAAAGUCUUUGAAAUGCUUUCCUGAUAACUUCUCAAUAAAUAUGUAAGCUCACCCUAAAGAAGACCAGUCACAAUUAAAACCAGUGGAAUUUUUGAAACUCCUAUUUGUAACAACAAUUGAUGCUCCAACAAAAUACAUCACCCGGCCUUGUUAUCCUAUAACAUGUAUAACAUGUAAUCAGAUUCCUAUCGGUCAGCCAUCGCUAACAUCACUCACCCUGUCCAUGCCACACUUUGAACUUUCAUGUCAAGUGAUUAAAUUGUGAUCUCUCCUUUCAUUUUCCCUUGAUGUUUACAUAACUUAAUUUCUAAUUCUUAACUUGGUCCGUACUUAAUCCCAAGUUUAGCUAUGUUUGUUAACCUCAAAAAUAAUUUUUAUCACUGUAGCAAAAGCCCAUGUGUUCCAAGUCAUUUCUUCAUGUUUGCAGUAGUUUGUGAUUGAACUAACGGGGUUUCUCCAUGUAUCCGUUUUUCUUAUGCAAAUAACGAUCUUGUUAAUAGUCAUACAGCCAUUGUAAGUGCUUCAAAGUUAUGUUCAAAUAUGAAUGAAUGUAUGUAUGAAAAAUCCUAUCUUUUUCUCUUAUAUUUGAUGUAAAUCUCUGGCCAGGAGGGAAUAGUAUAGAGUUAUGAAAGUGGUAAAACGUAACUGACAUUAAAACCUUGUUCCUCACUCGUCAAACUCAUCCUGACCGCUGAGUGGCAUCUUUACAUUCUCGAGGAAAAAUGAUCCAUAAUGGCAAAACCACCCUCUCAGCAUAAAUGAAUCUAUAUUGAGCACAUAAAUAAUAUGUACAUUUGUAUCAUACCUUUCAGAGAGGGCAACUCUCAUUACAAUUGACUUUGUAACUAUUGCGCAGCAUUUGAUGUUCUAUCACAUGUUUUGCUGUAUGUUUUGUGGCAUGGAGGUCAUUAAAUGCCAUAACACCACAGCAGUAAAAUGUUUCAUAAAUUAGAUUGACAUGUAUUACUAGUUGCCUUUUUUCUAAACAUUGCCCCGAAAAGAGACAAAUUUUAAAACUUUCAAUUUUAUUUUCAAAAUUUCUGUUUUUGGUUUGUAAUGGAGGUAUUCCGGCUCUUGAAGUAUAGCAUUUCAUAAAUUUAGCCUCACUAAAAAAAAAAAAAAAAUCAGAACAGGGGAAAAGGAAGUGAUUAGGAGCAUAAUAGGUCUGUCAUCAUAGCUUCGAAUUUAAAUCUUCAUUGUAGGAUUAAAUGAUGUUCAGCGUAAUUUGAUAGUUUUUCAGGCUUUUUAAAAUGUGUGUACUUUUUCCCUUUUACCUGUACCUUGUUUGUAUAAUUAAUUUUUAACUGUAAAAUUUACCCAAGACAAGUUGGUUUCUUUCUAUUGAUCCUAAGCAGCUGAUGAAUUUUGCUCAUUUUAAGUACUUCACAGCUAAAUCUACCCGACGUUCUUAGCGAAACUGUUCAAUAAUUUUCCUAUUGUUUAGUUUUUAUCAAGGAUCAUCACCUUUGACUGUAUUCAUGAUCCCUGUUCGUGUGAUAUUUUCUUUUUCUUCUUACGUUCCCCCUUUUUUUUAUGAGCUGUAUCAACCCAUCGAUUUGCCUCAGAUGAUAAUUUUUUCUUCUUUUUUGUUUAUAUUGUAGUAGUGAUUCUGAAGGUGACCUGAAUGAGCGACCAAUUAUUCUUCAUCGUUCCGGUAUUAAAAUGAUUGUUCAAAUUACAUUCCGAAUGAUGCCAUUCUGGUGAGCGCUUAGUUUAAUCAACAUUUUGAAAAGCAAUGACUAUUGUUGAAAUUUCAAUACUGACUGAUCAGGGGAGGGGGAAUUUUUUUUGUAAAAUUAUAUCUAAAAACUAAUUUAGCUCCCACCAAUAGUGCAGUUUUUUACCUCUCUGUUAUUUAAUUUAAGUCAUCAGUGGUCAAUCAAUUCAGCAACGUGAAUGAAUUUGAUUAGAAUUUGAAUCUACUGUAGAGUUUGUUUUAUUUAUUUGUAUGAAUGAUAUUUUAGCAUCUUUUUUUUCUCCUUUGGGUUGUUUCCUCAUUUUUAGAGAUUGUAUGUUACAAUAACUGAUAUGCUAAACAGUGUUCGUUUUGAAGAAGAGUGGUGAUUUCAAUCCAUACAGCUAGUGUUAGUGAGGCUUUUUCCCGAAACCCUCCUAUAUUAAGAUUUGUUGGUCCCCCAAAUCCAUAUAAAUUGUUUCUAAUUAGUUUUUGUUAGGUACAAAUGCUCACACCAGAUGCAUCUCUUGUUUUGUGUGUUUUCUCUUAUUAUUAAUCUAUCAUUCUCGUUAUUGGGUAUGUUCAUUCCCUAGGAAUGUGUAGUUUCUGCCCAUCUUCAGUAAUCUUGUAAAAAUUAGACCGUUUCUAGGAGUUAGGUUUACCAUAAUGCAGGUUUAAUAUGUAAGUGUUGAUGUUAUUAUGUUACCAAAUGGGUCAGUAGACACAAUUAAGGCACCCGUAUCACAUUUCAUUUGAAAAAUUUCAUUUGAAAAAUUUUAUCUGGAAAACUCAUAGUAUCAAUGCAACAGUACCUUGUUUGUACCCAAACAAGACAUUGAUCACGGAUACAGAAAAUUCUGGUGUGUGGGAGUAAGAUUUUUCUACAAUUGCGUCUAGACAGGAAUUUUUUUAGUUAAAACGAAGUUUUUAAUUUUUUGAGAAGUGUGAAACUUAAGGCUUAGACUGUCACUCAGUUAAACCCCGAGGGAUGUUCUGCUUACUCUGAAUCAACAUUUGUAGCAAGAAUUAAGUUGUUAAUAUCAUGGUCUUUCUUUGAUGUCGGAUGCUGAAAUUAGGUGAAAAAUUGAGAGUCGACAAAGUUGACCUGACAUGCUCCAAUGUGAAUGACAUUUUUGUCUUUUCGAAAAAAAAAAAAAAAAAAAUUCGUCUGAAGUUUGAAAAUCACCAGAGCCUCAUAGCAUAAGUAAACUUUUUGCUCUCAUGAUGAGAAUGAAAAUAUAGUUCAAACCUAAUUCAGAGCACUCGACCACUCUCUGGUGUCCCAUAACCUACUCCUUUUAGAGCUGUUUUAUCAGUUGUCGGUAAGCUACCAAAACAUUUCCGUCUAGAAAAAGUUACGCCAAGAGCGCUCUCAUCAAUAGCGAUCUGAGUAUUCAGAGCUGACGAAAAUAAGCUGUUGCCAUGUGUACAUCUGGCGUGCCGCCACGCCAGGCAAUCUGACAAACUGGCACACGGGGCACCAAUGCAUUGAGUGCGAGCUCUUAAAACUCCGAUGAGGCGGGCUGUUAACGAUAUCAUCACCACUGUCGGUACUGCCAGCAGUUUUGGUAAAAGACGAUACUGAUAGCAUUCCGGCAAGAAUUCGUUUGAAUACCCCUAUCUUCUUUUUCACAUUUUUUCAACUCAUUAGUGUGAAACACUUCAUUUGAGUAUAAAUGUUUCUUGUAAGUAUGAAGUGACGCUUGCUUCCCUCUUGCUUGGAAGUAGGAACAGAAAACGGAGACUGCACUUGCUGUUCUUACAACCAAGAUUAACUCAUUUUUUCAGUCUCAAAGGAUAUUUUAUAUCUUUUCGAAAACAGAAUCAAUGUAAUAAUUUGAUUCGUUUGUUGUUGGUUUAUUUUUCCUCAAAACUGCAUUUGUAGGUAGAUCUUAUUUGCUUAAUAACAUCCGUAUUGAUCAUAAUACUUUAAAAUUUUGUCUACUGGUCCAGUGCCCGCUAGUGUGCCUAACAAAGGGUUCGUGAGAUUAGCUUCCUUCACUCCUUGUAAAGUUGAGUUGAAAGCUGUCUAUACUCUGUAAAAAUCUGUUGAAUUGAAGAUGAGAUUCAUCUCAUUGUCUUGUUUUUCUAAAUCUCCGAAAUUCUAGUCAUUUGUGGGUCAGUUUGUGAUGUUUUAGAGGUAUUUUAAUUUAUUAGUUAUCAUUUUAUCCAUCAGGGAAAUUCAUUUAAGAAACAAAAGAGCAGUAAAAACUAGAAACCUGUCACUGUUAGAAUUUAGCAGUAAAAAUAAGUUUCUACCAACUAACAUCAUUAAAAAUGGCCUGGGCAUGGCUUUUCUGAUGGAGAGGACUUGUAAAAACUAGUUCUGACCCAAGAAUUGCCAGAUAACGGGUAAUAACUGCACCCAAGAAAGGAGUUGGGCUAUUGUCUUAUAAGAGGAAGUGGGCGCUGCCCCAAAAUUCCUCUUGGAAACGUGCAAGCCAAACAAGAGAAUCUGGAUUUUGAAUGGCAAGCUCAGUCUGUUAGAAUUCUGCACGUUUUUCCGCCAUCCCAAUGCCAAAGUUGAAAAACUACACAAAAAAACUAUAAUUUUGUUCAUAUAGUAAUUUUUAAAAGGAUACUCUCAACUGUUUUAUAAGGCACAUGCGUGCAGAUCAUCAAUACUGAAAUUAAUGUAAGAUGAUUUGAACAAGUUGUUUUUUCUAACUGGAAACAUGGUGAUCUGAACUAAUCUGAACUUGGAGUCUUGAUUUUCUUUUCUAAAGUUGAUGUACAAGUGCCCACUUCCUUAUAGGUUCCUCAGUUUGAACUAUCGCCACAACAACUUUCUCUUGAGUCUCAUGAGUCGAUGAAGUUCUGAAGAUUUAUCAGCACUCUAUUACCCUUGUAAAUAUCUGUGUCUCUAAAUUAAUUUAGUGGUUGUAAUAUUCAUGUAGCAAUAAUCUUUGCCUUGGAUAAUAGAUUUGCUUUUUUCAAUUGUGAGCUGUGGCUUUUGAGUAUGGCAUUUUGGCACACAUAUAACGUACUUACUGUCAUAUUCUGUGUUUGAAGAAGGAGUAUGUAGCAUUCUUUUAUCUAAUUUUAACUCUUUACAAAGAGCUUAGUGUUUAAUCGAUCAGCAGUGGCUUAAUAUUCUGAAGUUAGUAAUCUCUGAUCCCAAGAAGACUUUUCAAAAUCACAAGCUGUUUUUGCUUCACUCUAAGUUAGAGUAAACCAUUUUUGUAUCAAAAGUGACUGAUUUUGCACUCUAAAUGCAGCUGAAACUGUGGAAGAUGAAGUAGCGCUUCAAGAGAAUUGUCUCAUUUAAGAGCAUCGCAAAGGUGUGCAGUCCAAUCAAUGCUUGAAUUGAUGUUGUUUAAUUUAAAAGCAUUUUUUUAAAGGCUCUGACUGAAAAAAUAGGCAACACUUGAUAAACAAGUUCCUUAAAUGAUUGUAUUUCCAUUUGAAUUGAAGUAAUUAUCUGUUUUAAAAUAUUGAAGUAGUCAGGCUUGCAAUAUUACGAUCCUCAGAAUAAAAAAUAGGGACUUAACUAAGCAGGCAUAUUGUUCAGUUCUCCAGGAAUGACGUUGAUAGUUCGAGUUUAAUCAAGUUUAUAUUGUCUGUAUGCAAGCCAUCAUUUUGUCAAUAUCUGACUAUUAGGCCUGUCCUUCAAACAACCUGCGUUUUUGUAUGAAUUGAUUUAAUGAUGCAGUGAAUUGAAUUUGACCUUUCUUCUCUCAAGUCACUUAAAUAAAUUAUAGAAUUAAGAUUGUGCAAUACUUCAAACUCUCUCCAAAAGUAAGUUUUGAUUUAUGUUCAAAUGUGAUUAAAGUGAUUUUAGUUUUUAGAAAUAAGCCAUCCACCUAACUCUUCUCAAACAACUUACCUCUAUUCUCCCAAGAUCAAUUGCGUUUUGUUCAAGGAAAUUUUCCUAAAGGUAGAAACUUUCUUCUGAUUCCCUAAAUUGAACUAAGCAAUUUUUCAGAUUAUGAACUCCUCAAAAUCUCAGGUUUUUAUCUUUCGGGCAGGCCUUGAGUUUCCUUUAUAUUUACCCAGUAUGUCACAGAUUGUUGGAUUUUUCCUACAAAAAUAUUGAAGUUACUCAGUAUCGUACAUACAUAAUUUUUAUUGUUGAAGUUGAGGGUAGUUGCUAGGUUUAUAUUUAAUGUUUACCUCAACAUGUUUUGUAUUUAGAUUUUCCCUCUUAUUGUAUAGUACAUAUUAUCAAAUCGAUGAGUUCUAUCUCCUCCUUGCCAUCAGAUGGAAACCGGGACAUAAUUCGAAUCAUGAUUAUUUAAGAAUCUAAUAUCUGCUCAGAUUGUCUAUUUAGUUCUUCGACAUUCAAAAUGUCUGGUGCUGUUAUGAACUCGUAUUCCUGUUGAAAUACUAAUGUGUUUAAUCCUGUGAACCCAAGAAUCCCAUACAUUGUAGGUCGCUUGUCAUUUCUUCUACUCUCUGAUCUAGUAUUGUUGGUAAUUAGAUGAUUUAUUAGUCCUGAUGACCAACUUUUUUACCAUUUUUUUGGGUCCUAAGUCAGAGAAUCCAAAAAUGUAUCACUAUCCAAUAAUUUUCACUAGAAAUGCAGCUCACAGCUGAAAAUUCAGUCAAUACUAGCCAGCGAAACUUCAGAUCUUUGCUUAAGAAGGGUUUCUACUUUCAGAUUAUUGUCAGCUUAAAAAUUUCAGCCUGUAAAGUAGGCUAUUUCAAGCAUUUGUCAGCAGACAUGAGCUUGAAUUUAAAUUUAAAAUACUCGUACAUUUUCAAUCCCCUGAUACUGAUUCAUUUUUACUCUCCCUUGUUCCAUUUUCAUAAUUCUAAAAAGUAUGAAUUUUAAUUCAAAGAUUGAAAUUCAUAUAACAUAUGCUAGAAAGAAGGUUCAAACCGCAACUUCCAUUCAAGUGUCUGAUAUUUUGCUGUAAUUCUAGUGAAACCUGACCCUAACCAGUGAUGUCAGUUAUUCCUUCAAAUCAAAUUUUGUUUUUAAGUUGCAGCCUCCCUCCUAAUUUUAAGUAUUCCUAGUAAAGACAAUCAAAGUUGAAUGUAUCAAUACAUAUUAAUAAGUAAAAUUGAAUUAUCUUUUCUUCUUUUUUUGUCUUGUUUUGUAAUUAUUGCUUGAGUUUCAUUUUUUUGUUUGAUAGGAUUGAAUCAAUUUAUGAGCUUGUUGUCUUGACAAAUGUAGAUCUCAUAAAAAAGAUAGUGCAAAUUGAUCACAAGUGAAACCAGGAAACCUUUUCAGUUAUCAGAACCAGAUAUUUGUUUCAUUUGCACUGAUACUCUCGUUUUACAAGACCAUCUAGGUCAAAUUGGAAGAAGUUUUUUUAAUCCAACUUUUUGCCCAUUUCUUAUCUUUUUUCCUAAUCUCAAGAAUCAACAGGAACUUAGCCAGGAACAGGACUGGGAAUUUGCUGCAUCUUCUAUUGCAGGAAAAGGUUGAUUUAAAAUUUUCUCAAUUUAACCCUUUGUUGCAUGAGGGAAUCGUUGAUUUUGGAGAGAAAAUCUACAUUGUACAGUAUUUUUUUGACACUAGAGUCGGUUGGAAUCGAUUUUUAUGGUUUUUUCUAAGCAAGGAGAUCAGACUUCUAAUGUUCCCCAAAAAUUAUUUCUUGCUUUGAUUCAAUUUAAUACUCUAGCAUAGAAAUAAAGCUGAAAAACAUUUGUUGCUUUCACGCAACACUAUGCAAUAAAGGGUUAAGUACCUAUGUAGAAAAAACAAAAACAAAAAAAACAAAAAAACAAAAAAACAAAAAAAACACGAAGAAACGUUGCCCAAACCGUAACUCGUAAGUAUGUAGUAUCUCUUAAAAUUGCAAUAUUUGUCAAGGCAACGAAUUGAAAAAAUUGUUAUCAUCUUAGCUCGUAAAAUGGACCAGAAAGAUUUCAAAGGAAUGGCCAGGUCUCCCCUACCAUUCAUUACACCUAACUAUUUCACUUAAAAUUACUGUGAAGAUUUUUCAUAAAGUGUAUCAAUCGCUUUAUUCAGGGUCCGAAUUUUGUUGAUAGGUUUGCGGUCAGCCGCAAGUUGAGGCAAAAGUAUCAACUUUGUUAUUGGAUGGAUGAUUAAUGGUUUGCUCCGUUGGGGAACUGAAGAUGGCUCUUGCCUGCUGGAAAUGACGUUCAACUUGAGUUCAGAAUAAAAGUCUCCCAGCUCAUAGUCGAAUUUAGAGGUCAGGUUUCGCAACUUGCCAUCACUUGUAGGCAACAAAAUUCAGGCCAAGAGAUUUUUCAAUAAAAAAAAGAAAAAAAAGUGAGGUUAGAUUCAAGAGUCUCGUCUUUUUGAACAAUUCAUCCGUAUUUGAAAUUAGUUUUGAACAAGUUAAAAAAUGUGCGAAAAAUUAGUCCAUUUAUGACCUCAAGAUUCUUGAUGUGAAAUAGACUCCCUAAAAUAACUGUUGGUUUGUAACCUCUAUCAUGAUCCAAUCAGAAUAAAGUCUGAAAAUGAAUAAUGUUAGUUUUGUUAAAAAAAAAUGUUGGUCCAUUUUACCGGCUUUUCCCUGAUGUUACUCUAUGUAUUUAAAUGUGCGCUGUUUUCUUUGAGAUGUUAAGUUUUUGCAGCUUUAGCAAUUCACUGUAAAAAAAUUUGACUGAGCAGAUGUCUGCAGCUGUAAAACACUGGGUCAUCCUUGUAGUUCACAGCUGAAAGUCAUUGAGCAACAUCUGUCACCAAUUGGAGCUUUGGAAUGAACACUUAUCAGUAUCAUAAAUUUGAUAAGUUCCCAGUGGAAUUCGUAAAGAAAAAUAUCUUCUGUGGAUACUGAAUCCUAGUUAAACGAAACUACUUAAGACUCCUUUGAAUGCCAAUCUUUACGGGUCUUUAACUUGACAGUAGAUAGAUCUAUUUUUCAAAUACAAUUUUGGCUUCCAUCAUUUGCCAAAUGAGUCUAUCUGCAUCUAUGAAUUUCUAUGUUUUCAUUCAGAAGCAUUUUCCAACUUUUUAUUACUCUCUCGCUCCCCUUGUAUAUUUUUGGUUUGGCUUCCAAUUUGUGCAUCGGUAAUGUAUAAUGAAGGAAGAAUUGAGCAAUUUUCAAACGUAUUCUUUUGCCCUUUCACCAGAUUUUAAAUCUAGACGGAUUGGAAGAAAACGAACAAAAUAAAUAAAUACAGUAUGUAAAUUUCUUAACUGCUGUCGAUAUAAGAGCUUGCCGAGCUGAGAACAGAAUUCUAGGAAUACUUCUCUUUUUAUGGUUUCAAUCUACCUCUGAGCUCUCCUGUUCAAAUGGAUGUAUCCAUAGUUUAUAUUUACAAACCCCAUCCGUUCAUAAUUUGCUUAACAAUGUAUUUUACUUUUAUCGACAUCUGCUCAGCUUGUUUUGCUCAUUUCCAUUUCUUCGUUUUUAGAUUCUUUUUAUUUUACUAAGAAAAGGCUGUGUUUUCGUAUGAAUUUUUUUUUUGUCCUUCUGUUAUAUAUAUUUAUUGCUCGAGUAACAUCCUCCUAAUGAACCCCCUAAUUCGUUUUUUUGUACUUGAUGGUGCGCAUUCUUUUAAGUUUUUAUUUUUUCCCCAUUGAUUUAUUUUUUUUCUAUUGUUAAUUUACGUUGAAUCAAAAUAGGUUUACAGAUUACAUUGCAUUAUCUCAUUUUUAUAUGUAAAUAUUUUCAGCAAUAAAAGUAAACUGAUAAAAAUGA